AUGCCUCAACUGCCGGGCAAUAGCAGCUUGGAUGAACAGGCUGCUAUAUAUUAUGCAUCAGAAUCCAUCGCCUCCAUUGCCAUCUUCAGCAUUGUUUUCCUCACAGGUAUCCCAGGCAAUGGCUUGGUGAUCUGGGUAGCUGGUCUGAAAAUGAAAAGGUCUGUGAACAUUGUCUGGUUCCUAAACCUUGCUGUGGCUGACUUCAUGUGCUGCGUGUCCUUGCCAUUCUCCAUUGUUCACCUGGCCCUUCAUGAACAUUGGCCCUAUGGUUGGUUCCUCUGCAAAGUCAUUCCGUCAAUCAUCAUCUUUACCAUGUUUACCAGCGUCUUCCUCCUUGUGGCCAUCAGCAUUGACCGGUGCCUCCUUGUGACGAAACCCGUCUGGUGUCAAAAUCACCGAACAGUGAAAUUUGUAUCGCUAAUAUGCAGUGGCAUUUGGAUCCUGGCCUUCAUUUUCUGCUGUCCUGUCUUCUACUACCGUGAGACUAGUGCUCAUGAUGGCAAAAGGGAGUGUGGGUACAAUUUUGGAGAUGAUGAGGCGCUAGAUUAUGAUUCUGUAAAUGAGCUUGGAGAAUAUUCACCUUUAGCCUACAAUGGCAAUGACUCAUGGGGAAAUUUCUUUGAAAGUGAUGAUUCUCUGCCCCUUUCCUUAGCAGCAAUAACCAUCCCUAGGGCUGUCUUUGGCUUUGUACUCCCCUUUUUCACAAUGGCAGUGUGCUAUACCCUCAUUGUUUUCAGGACACGUGCCAAUCAGUUUCGCAAGCCACAGGGCAGAAUGCUGCGAACAAUUGUGCUCGUGGUAGCUACAUUCUUUAUCUGCUGGGCUCCAUACCACAUAGUUGGGAUUCUGUCCCUUGUACCUACUCUUGGAACCGGACUGAGGGAGUCACUGAUUUUCUGGGAUCACCUCUCUACAGCACUGGCCUAUACCAACAGCUGCAUCAACCCCUUGCUCUAUGUUUUUGUGGGACAGGACUUCAGGGCAAAAGCACGGCAAUCAGUGCAGGGAAUCUUGGAAGGUGCCUUUAGCGAGGACCCAACGCAUUUGACCCCUUACUCCCCAGACAGAAGCAAGACUUCAACAGAGAAGGAUGCUAGCUGCACGUUGUAACGCAGAACUUACCAUAACCGCAUAGAAAGAGCAACCUCUGGCUCUGCACAUCUAUCACUCUCUACUUAACACUUUUU
This is a messenger RNA of Colius striatus (speckled mousebird), 1187 nucleotides long. It is a transcript of the gene C3AR1, whose product is annotated as complement C3a receptor 1. Gene Ontology annotation, cellular component: plasma membrane. Lineage: Eukaryota; Metazoa; Chordata; Aves; Coliiformes; Coliidae. Gene Ontology annotation, biological process: chemotaxis; positive regulation of cytosolic calcium ion concentration; inflammatory response. The coding region runs from base 1 to 1110 and encodes 369 amino acids. Gene Ontology annotation, molecular function: G protein-coupled receptor activity; complement component C5a receptor activity. The transcript has a single exon. The record is from RefSeq and is a predicted model, not a curated record.